ACACUUUCAUCUCCUCUCCCCAAAUCUUAAAACAAAAAAUCAACUCUCCUUCGCCCUCGCCCUGACUAGAGCGGUUGUAGGGCUUCUGUGACGUCUUUUUAUCUACCACCGGCGCAAAUCACCAUCGCCAUCCGUCGUAUUACAUCGUCGGAGAUAGGCUGAGAGGGCGUUCGAAGGUUUGAUUUUUCUAUUCGCGUUCACUGUGAGAUCUGCUGAACAGAGCCUGCGUGUGUACACACCUGAUAUUUGUGGAGGAGAGAGAAACCUAGGGCUAGGGUUUUGAUGCGUUGUUGCGGAUUGAGAACAAGGUUUGCGGGUUGGAUUCUUCGAUUAUGGCCAACAACCAUGGCGGUUCUGGAUCCAAGUUUGUGUCUGUAAAUUUGAAUAAGUUAUAUGGGCAGCCUUCUCAUCAUAAUUAUCCACCUCAUAGUGGCUCUUAUGGACCGGGUAUUGGGACAAACCGUGCCCGACCUGGUGGGCAUGCUAGUACCGGUGGUGGGAUGGUUGUUCUAUCAAGAAACCGUCCUCUGCAGAAGGCUGUCCCGAAGUUAUCUGUUCCACCCCCCUUGAACUUGCCUUCACUGAGAAAAGAAUAUGAGAAAAUUGAUUCAUCAGGGGCAGGGGGAGGGGUGGCUGGUGGUGCUGGUUCAGGUAGUGGUUCAAGACCAACUUCUUCAGGUAUGGGCUGGACCAAACCUGGAAAUGUUGCUUUGCAGGAGAAGGAAGUUGGUGGUGAUACUCUGGUUUCAGAGAGUGUGAAUUAUACUGAAGGUGCAGCAGCUACCAAGGGAAGUGGCACAUAUAUGCCUCCUUCAGCUAGGUUUGGUGGUGGACUUGGCCAUGGAGAUACAUCAUCAGCUCAUUAUCCAAACAUGCCUACUCUAGAGAAAGCUAUGGUGUUGAGAGGAGAAGAUUUUCCAUCUUUACGGGCUGCUUUGCCUUCCUCAUCAGGACCUGCACAAAAACAGAAGGAAGGAUCUUUCCAAAAGCUGAAACAAUUAGUUAGUGAGGAGUCAUCCAAUGAUCUAAGAAACAGUUCUCGUUUCAGUUCACCUGCUCAUAUCCAAUCUUCCCAUCGCAUUGCAAAUGGCAUGAAUGAAAAUGGUGGGCAGAGUCCAAGAUCAAACAAUACACGCCCGGAUCAUGCUCAGAAGCAAGAGGACCCUCUACCACUUAUACGGUUGAAUCCAAGGUCUGAUUGGGCUGAUGAUGAGCGAGAUACAGGUUAUGGGUUUGCAGGAAGGAGUGGCAGAGAUCAGGAGUUUCCCAAAAGUGAAACUUAUUGGGAUAAAGAUUUUGAUGUGCCUAGGAGCAGCAUUUUGCCACAUAAGCCACCUAAUAAUCUAUCCGAAAGGCGUGGUCAGCACAUGGGUAACAUAGCAAAGGGUCCCACUUCUGAGGUCCUUAAACCUGAGUCUUACCGGAGAGAGACAAAUAUGCAUAGUAGGGAAGACAGGGAAAGCAACUCUUGGAGGAGUUCUUCUAUUCAUGAAGAUAGAUCUACUGUUCCCCAAGUUAUAAGUAACAGAAACAAUGUCAAUGUGCCAGAUAGUUAUAACAACAGUAAAUACAAUUCAGCUUUGGGAGACAAUGCUCACCAUGGUGUGGUUUCAGGAAACUAUGUGAGAAGGGAUACAGGGCAAGGGAGACAAGGGGGACAACGCCACUGGAAUCACUCUGUAGAAUCCCCUAGAUACCAGAAUGCUGCAGGGUCGAAUUAUGGUAGGGAGAAGUCUUCUUUUUCAAAGAGUGAGCGAAAUUACCUAGAUGACCCUUAUCAAAAAGACUUCAGUUCCAGUGUUUAUGAUGAAAGAGACCCAUUUACUGGAAACCUAGUUGGAGUGGUUAAAAGAAAGAAGGAGGUGAUUAAACAGACAGAUUUUCAUGAUCCUGUUAGGGAGUCUUUUGAGGCUGAACUUGAAAGAGUUCAAAAGAUGCAAGAGAUGGAACGACAGAGGGUUGUUGAAGAACAAGAAAGAGCUAUAGAGCAAGCACGAAGAGAAGAUGAAGAGAAACGAAGGGUAAUCAUAGAGGAAGAAGAAAGGCGAAGAAGAAUGGAAGAAGAAGCUCGUGAAGCUGCAUGGAGAGCAGAACAAGAGAGGUUAGAAGCCAUUCAGAAAGCUGAAGAGCAAAGGGUUGCUCGUGAAGAAGAGAAAAGAAGGAUGCUUCUUGAGGAAGAGAGAAGGAAACAAGCUGCCAAACAGAAGCUUCUAGAAUUGGAAGCUAAAAUCGCAAAGAGGGAAGCUGAGGUUGGAAAGAGUGGUGGAGAUGAUGAAGUUCCAGUUGGUGGAAAAGACAGUGAUGCAUCGAUGGAUUCAGAUCUUGAUAACUGGGAAGUUAGUCAGAGAAUGGUGGAGAGAAUUACAACUUCAGCAAGCUCUGAUUCAUCUGCAAUAGACAGACCCUUUGACAGGCCUCAGUUUUCUAGAGAAGUUUCAUCUAGCUUUGUGGAAAGAGGAAAGCCUGUUAAUCCAUGGAAACGUGAUGCAUUUGAAGUUGGAAGCAACUCAUCUUUCUUACUCAACGAUCAAGAGAAUGGUCAUCAUAGUCCCAGGCGAGAAGCACCCAUUGGUGGGAGAUCUUUUCCCAGAAAAGACUUUUAUUCAGGAGGUGGAUACAUGUCAUCAAGGUCUCCUUUCAGAGGAGGAAUUCAAGAUCCUGAUACUGAUGGAUUCCCUCAUGAUCACAGAUGGAAUUCUUUCGGGGAUGGAGAUUCUUAUGGAAGAACCAGAGAUAUCGAGUCAGAAUUUUAUGACAAUGUUGGUGAAGUCUGGGGACAUGGACAGGGGCAUUCUCGUGGAAAUAGGUUGUAUAUGAAUAAUUCAGAGUCAGAUAAGCUUUAUCCAUAUGGGAGGUCAAGAUAUUCCAUGAAGCAGCCUCGUGUUCUUCCCCCUCCAUCCUUAUCAUCUAUUCCUAAAUCUUCAGUGAGAGGGGAGAAUGAACUUUCUGCUCCUUCAAGUUCUCUGGAAUCAACUGCAAGAACAGGGGGUAAUUAUGGUGGCGUUCAAGACAAGCUUGAACAAUCUGAUCUUGUUGAUGUUCAACAAGAAAUCAUGGCACAGAAGUUAGACAAGAAUGACACACUAAGAUGUGACUCACAAUCAUCUCUUUCAGUCUCAAGUCCCCCUAGCUCCCCAACACAUCUCUCUCAUGAUGAGCUGGAUGAUUCCUCUGUUAUCCCAACUGGAGGUGAUGGAAAUGAGACCCCUGAACAUGAUGUGAAUGAUGAACCUGGAGAAGUUAGAGAAGUGACUACAAUGGCAGCAGGUGAUGAUGAUGAGGAAUGGAGCCUUGAGAAUCAAGAUGAGAUGCAGGAACAAGAAGAGUAUGAUGAAGAUGAUGAUGGGUAUGGUGAAGAAGAUGAAGUUCAUGAAGGAAAUGAUGAGAAUAUAAACCUGACACAGGAAUUUCAGCACAUGGGUCUUGAAGAGAAAAGCACGAAUAAUGUGAUGGAAAAUUUAGUCUUGGGAUUCAAUGAAGGUGUUGAAGUUAGAAUCCCAGGUGAUGAAACCGAUGUGAAUACAAUUGAGACACCAGAAGAAAAACAAGAUGCAGUUGAUUCAGUCAAUUCAGUGAUUAAUGAAUCAGUUGUUCAGCCUCAAAAUGCCACAUCAGAUUCUUCCACCACUACACAUGCAUUACCUUCUGUACCUAUUCAGACAGAUUUACCAGUCAAACUCCAGUUUGGGUUGUUUUCUGGGCCUUCUUUAAUACCAUCUCCUGUUCCAGCCAUACAAAUUGGAUCCAUACAGAUGCCUCUUCAUCUUCAUCCACCUGUUGGUUCAUCAAUGGGCCACCUACACCACCAAUCACAACUUCCUCUUUUCCAAUUUGGUCAACUAAGAUACACAUCUCCUGUUUCACAGGGUAUUCUUCCAAUAACUUCACAGCCCAUUUCACUUGUUCAAUCAAACAUUCACCAAACCCAUUUCAACUUGAAUCAGACUUCAAAUUCCGGAACUUUACCUAACCAGUUCUCUCAAGAAACCAUGAAAAAAGACAAUCAUGAGAAUUGGUCAAGGGGGUUGACUGGAAUUGCAUCCAAACCAGUUACACAAACCGAAGAGAAGCUACAUGGCACUCCUGAUAAUAACAAAUCUUCUCAAAAAGAUGUGCCCUUGUCAAAGGCUCCAGGUCCUAACAAGGGUAAAAGACCAACAUACCCUCCGAGAAAUUCCGGGUCAAGAUCUUUUCAUGGUUACGACCCUUCUCCAGCUAACGAAUAUCGGAAAAACCGACGCCCAAUUCAACGAACCGAGUUUCGAGUCCGUGAAAAUUCCGAUAGAAAACAGACACCUGGCAUUGGAUCUUCUAAUUUUGAUGACAAGUUCAAACAUAUGGGAGCUUCUAGAAGCGGGUAUAGGCGUCACAUGGUGCCUGUUAAGUCAUUGAAGCGGGUUGUACCUGAUGUGUCGGGUUCUCAUGAGAUGAAAGAAACUGCAAGAUUAACACCACCCAAGACCCAGUCAACUGAAGGUGGUAACUUAAAGAGGAACAUGAACAUUCUAGAAGAAGAGGUUGAUGGAUCUGAUGCACCAUUGCAAAGCGGUGUUGUACGUGUGUUUAAGCAACCAGGGAUCGAAUGUCCAAGUGAUGAAGAUGACUUCAUUGAGGUCAGAUCAAAACGACAGAUGUUGAAUGAUCGACGUGAACAGAGAGAAAAAGAAAUCAAGGCAAAAUCACGUGUCGCAAAGCAACCACGAAAGACACGUCCUUCUGUUCAAGGCCCAAAUAAAAUCUCUGUUUCAUUGGUUGGUGAAGUAUCAAAGAAGGAACCUUCCGCUGACUUUUCAACAGUGUCUUCUCAAUCUCAACCAUUGGCUCCAAUUGGCACUCCUGCUGUGGAUACUAACAAGACUCCACAAAGAGGAUCUGGUAUUGUGGAAGAUAGUAGUUCAAGUCGCAUGUUUGAGACUGAAAAUAAGGCUGUUGAUGAUGUUCAAACAUCUUUGGGUGACUGGGGUAAUGCACGAAUGGAUCCGCAGGUUAUUCCAUUGACUCAAACUCAACUUGAUGAGGCUAUGAAGCCUGCAAGGUUCAAUACAACACAUGUAACAUCUAUAGGAAAAUCAAUUUCAUCAUCUUCAAGCCCAAUCAACUCUCUGCUUGCUGGUGAAAAAAUUCAGUUUGGGGCAGUUACCUCACCAACAAUACUCCCUCCUAGUAGCCGUGUCGUGUCGCAUGUGAUUGGGGCUCCAGGGUCUUUUCGUCCUGACAUGACUCAAAACAUUUCAAAAACUGAAAAUGAUUGCAAUAUAUUCUUUAAAAAAGAAGAUUCUGAGGCUGAAGUUGAAGCUGUUGCUGUUGCUGCCAUUGAUAGAGAUGAGAUUGUUGGCAAUGGGGUGGGACCCGAAACCGGACCCGUCUCAGUUUCAAGUGAUCAACAAUCUGGAAGCCAAUCUAAACCUGAAGAAUCUCUAAGUGUAUCACUUCCUGCUGAUCUCUCUGUUGAAACUCCACCAAUAUCAUCUCUAUGGCCACCUUUACCUAGUCCUCAAAGCUCAUCAACUGCCCAAAUGCUUUCUCAUUUCCAUGGUCCCACACCUUCUCACUUUCCAUUCUACGAGAUGAACCAUCAUCAUCAGCCUCCACAUCAUCCUCAUCCCAUGAUGACUGGGCCCGUUUUUGCUUUUGGCCCACAUGACGAAUCCGGUGGGACCCAACCCCAAUCCCAAAAAACUACAAAUUCCGGAUCAAAUCCAAGACACAUGCCACCACCCUGGCAAAACCAUUCCGGAAUGGACUCGUUUUACGGACCACCAGCUGGAUUCACGGGUCCCUUCAUCGGUUCCCCGGGCGUGCAAGCCCCACCACAUAUGGUGGUGUACAACCAUUACGCUCCAGUCGGGCAGUUCGGGCAGGUCGGGUUGAGCUUUAUGGGUGCCACGUAUAUUCCAUCUGGGAAACAACCAGACUGGAAGCAUGAUCCGACAACAUCUUCUGUUUCUGUUUCUAGAGGUGAAGAAGACAUGAUGGUUUCUGGGCAACGACAUCUAGCCCCUGGCUCUCCGUUAUUGCCCAUGGGUUCCCCUUUGACAAUGUUCGAUGUCCCUCCAUUUCAGGCUGCACCAGAUAUGCAGCGGUGGUCCCACGUACCUCAUGCAGUUCCAAUGUCACUACCGUUACAACAACAGCCACCGGAAGCUAUGACUGGGCCUUCACAGUUCAGCAGCCAUGUAGGACAUCCUGUUGACCAGUCAACGUUUCCUCCCAAUAGAUUUUCGGAACCUCAAACCUCAACUCCAUCGUUCCCUGAUGAACUUGGGUUGGUGGUGGACUCAUCUGGGCCGUCCAUUUCCACCACAUCUGCUGCUCCGGUGACCGGAACCACCACAAAGACUGUUGAUGUAGGCAGUGGGGGCGGUGAGACUACAAAUGCUUUCAAGAAUCAACAACAGGGUAAUAAGAAUUUGUCUUCUUCUCAACAGUAUAAUAACAAUAAUCAUCAUCAUCAUCAUCAUCAUCAUCAUGGUUAUGGGUAUCAAAGGGGUGGUGGAGGAGGCGGGGUGUCUCCUAAACACAAAUCGAUGGGGGGACCUGGACCAGGACUAGGACCACAGUGGUCUCCCCAUCGUAGGACUGGUACAUUCCAUGGAAGGUACCAGUCCAUGGGGCCGGACAAAAGCUUUCCGCCUUCAACAAAAGUGAAACAGAUUUAUGUGGCCAAACAACCGGCUGCUUCGGGUGGGUCGUCUUCGACAGUUGGAUGAGAAUAUGUUGAUUGGAGGUUUUUUUGUUUUUUUUUUUUGUGAGAGGAGUUUGAUUGAUAGAUAAGUUGGGUUUAUGUAGUAGAAGUUGGUAGUACAACAACUAUUGGUGUUCUUAAAAGUUGGAAAGCUAGGAAGAAUUGGGGGUUUGGGUUUUGGUUUUGGUUAUUAUUGUGGUGUAAAAUCGGAACCUUGAUAUAGAUAGUUGUUUGUGGGUGUUUGAUGUAUUGGAAUUAUGUUGAAGAUCAUUGAAAUAAAACCUCCUUUUCUCAUUGUGUCUGUUAUUAGGAC
Lactuca virosa is the source of this 6998-nucleotide messenger RNA. NCBI's taxonomy places the organism in Eukaryota, Viridiplantae, Streptophyta, Magnoliopsida, Asterales, Asteraceae. The record is from the annotation of a GenBank genome assembly.